Didymosphaeria variabile is the source of this 3150-nucleotide messenger RNA. It is a transcript of the gene NMD5, whose product is annotated as Nonsense-mediated mRNA decay protein 5. The record is from RefSeq and is a predicted model, not a curated record. The transcript is spliced from 7 exons. Gene Ontology annotation, cellular component: nuclear envelope; cytosol. Bases 1 to 3150 code for a protein of 1049 amino acids. Gene Ontology annotation, molecular function: small GTPase binding. Lineage: Eukaryota; Fungi; Ascomycota; Dothideomycetes; Pleosporales; Didymosphaeriaceae. Gene Ontology annotation, biological process: protein import into nucleus.
AUGGACGUCGCAGCGCUGCGGGAGCGUGUCAAGAACACGCUGGACGCCAAUGCCGCCAUCCGCCAGCAAGCCGAGCUUGACCUCAAACACGCCGAAGAACAGCCCGGUUUCACAGACGCGCUGCUCAACGUGCUAGAGAACGAGCAGGAGGCCGCCAUCCGCCUGUCCACUUCCAUCUACCUCAAGAACCGCGUGUCGAAGGGCUGGUCUCCCGCCGAGGAGUUCAGUCAGGCGAAGCCCAUCCCCGAGGACGAGAAGCAGUCGUUCAAGAGCCGCCUCGUGCCCGUCCUCGUCGCCUCGCAGCCGAACGUGCGAGCCCAGCUCAUCCCUACGCUCCAGAAGGUCUUAGCCUACGACUUCCCCCAGAAGUGGCCCGACUUCCUCGACAUCACAAUCCAGCUGCUGAAUGCAGGAGACGUUGCGUCAGUAUUCGCGGGCGUGCAGUGUCUGCUGGCAAUAUGCAAAAUCUACCGCUUCAAGUCGGGCGAGAACCGCGCCGAUUUCGAGAAGAUCGUGGCUCUGUCUUUCCCCCAGCUCUUGAACCUCGGCAAUGGGUUGGCCAACGAGACAAGCUUGGAAGCAGGCGAAAUAUUGCGGACAGUCUUGAAGGUAUACAAGCAUGCAAUAUAUUUUGAUCUUCCCGCAUCUCUACGCGAACAGUCCGUCAUGGUGGGCUGGUGUACCCUGUUCCUCAAUGUCAUCAGCAAGGAGCCACCGGAGUGCGCAAUGCCCGAAGACGUCGACGAGCGUGAGAUAAAUCAUUGGUGGAAGGCAAAGAAAUGGUCAUAUGCCAAUUUGAACCGCCUCUACGUCAGGUAUGGUAACCCUGGAGGCUUGACCAAGAACAACGACGUAGACUACACCGAAGUUGCCAAAUAUUUCAUCGCCAAUUUUGCGCCCGAGAUCCUUACAAGAUACUUGCAGCAAGUGGAAAAAUGGGUAAAGAAAGAGACGUGGUUAUCGAAGGCGAGCUUGUACUACACUCUCAACUUCCUGGAUGAGUGCAUCAAGCCUAAGUCUAUGUGGAAUUUGCUGAAACCGCACACGGACAACCUCAUCUCACAUUUGAUAUUCCCUGUUCUGUGCCAAACAGAUGAGGAUAUCGAGCUUUUCGAGGACGAGCCGCAGGAGUAUCUGCACCGAAAACUUAAUUUCUACGAAGAGGUCACCUCGCCCGAUGUUGCAGCCACGAACUUUUUGGUCACUCUUACAAAGAGUCGGAGAAAACAAACUUUCAGUGUUCUCAACUUCAUCAACGGAAUCGUGAACCAAUACGAGGCGGCACCUGACAAUGAGAAGAACCCACGGGAGAAGGAGGGUGCUUUGCGUAUGAUUGGAACGCUCCCUGGUGUUCUCCUUUCAAAGAAAAGCCCGAUCGCAGAUCAGGUCGAGUACUUCUUCGUUCGGCACGUCUUCCCCGAAUUCAGAAGCCCUCACGGAUUCCUGCGGGCGCGCGCAUGCGACACACUGGAGAAGUUUGAGCAACUUGAUUUCAAGGACCCUAAUAACCUCAUCAUCAUCUACCGUAAUAUUCUCGAGUCCAUGGCAGACCCUACUCUUCCCGUCCGGGUAGCUGCCGCCUUGGCACUACAGCCUCUCAUCCGUCACGACAUCAUCCGGACCAACAUGAAGCAAAACAUCCCACAAGUCAUGCAGCAGCUACUGAAGCUUGCAAAUGAGGUCGAUGUCGACGCUCUCGCUAACGUGAUGGAGGACUUCGUCGAAGUCUUCGCUCCUGAGCUCACGCCGUUCGCCGUAGCACUUAGUGAGCAGCUCCGAGAUACAUAUCUUCGCAUAGUCGGCGAAUUGCUCUCUCGGAACCAGGAGAAGGGCGACGAAAAUGAGUUUGGAGACUUUCUUGACGAGAAGAGUAUCACUGCUCUAGGUGUACUACAGACUAUUGGCACUCUCAUCCUUACAUUGGAGAGCACGCCUGAUGUUCUUCUCCAUCUAGAAACCAUACUGAUGCCUGUCAUCACUAUCACGUUGGAGAACAAGCUGUAUGAUCUGUAUAACGAGGUGUUCGAGAUCAUUGAUAGCUGCACUUUUGCCGCUAAGAGUAUCUCAGCGACCAUGUGGCAAGCAUUCGAAUUGAUUCACCGGACAUUCAAGGCUGGUGCGGAGCUUUAUCUUGAAGAUAUGCUGCCCGCGCUUGAAAACUUCGUCAACUACGGCACAGCGUCGUUGGUACAGAACCGGCAAUAUCUCGAUGCCAUAGUUGACAUGGUCCGAACUAUCUUCAAGGACGACAAGGUUGGCGGUGUCGAUCGCAUCUGCGGGUGCAAAUUGGCCGAGAUCAUCAUGCUCAACAUGCGCGGCCACGUUGAUGAAUACGUACCUGAGUUCAUUUCGCUCACCAUGAAUGUCUUGACGAAUGACGAACUCAAGGUCAAGUCGCUUAGGAUACACCUGAUGGAGGUCGUCAUCAAUGCCAUCUACUACAACCCGGUCUUGGCACUACAUGUUCUCGAGACGAAUGGCUGGACCAACAAGUUCUUUAGCUUGUGGUUCUCUACCAUCGACAGCUUCACUAGGGUACAUGACAAGAAGCUGUGCAUUUCUGGUAUCUGCGCGCUCUUGACUUUGAAGGGCCAGGACGUACCGGUCAGUGUCCAACAAGGCUGGCCCCGUCUCCUCCAGGGCAUCGUUCGCUUGUUCCAGACACUGCCCGCCGCUUUGAAGAAUCGCGAAGAGGCUAAGAAGGAGGACAACUUCGAAUACGCGAACUACGACGACGAAGAGGACGAGGAAGAGUGGGGUGACGAGAAUGAGUGGACCAACGAGCCUGAGGAGGCGGAAGAUGUCAAGGACGAGAGCGCCGCCUACCUGGAGUUCCUCAACGAAGAAGCCCAGAAGUUUACAUCUGUUACCGACGAUGACGACGAUGAGCUCGAGGAGGAGAGUCUUCUCGAGACGCCACUCGACAAGGUCGAGCCUUACAGCAUGUUCAAGCAUGCGCUCAUGAGACUCCAACAAGAACAACCCGCCCUCUACGAAAACCUCACAAAGAACCUCAAUCCUGAAGAACAGCAAGUCGUCCAAGGCGCCGUCCACCAAGCCGACGUCAUCGCCCAGGCCGCAUCCCAAGCCGCGGCAGCCGCAGCAGUUGGAGGUCAACCCAAUGGCGGUGCGCCAGUCGUGGGGCAAUAG